AUGGUGCACGAACCGAGAGUCAGCAAGGAUCUAGACUUCCGAUACCCAGAAUUUUCGGCGGUGCGGAUGGCUCGGUGGCUGCCUGUUGUAUUUCUGGUGGCCUCCUGCUUGAUCCUUCAGUGCAACGCCAGAGCCCACAGCGGGCGUGAUCCCUUGCGCCCUAUUUUGGAGCGCAUCGCCGUCGAUAAGACGGUCAUCCUCACACAGGCGUCUUGCCCAUACCUGGACUUUGCUGAGAACUGGAUCCUCCAUGUGGAGCGCUUGGGGAUCACAAACUACCUGAUCCUGAUGGACGACGAUGUGGCCUUCAAAUACCUUGACAGCAAGUUUCCGGGCCACACGGUCCAUCCGUCAGUGAUCUCCAAGGGGUCAAAGCACAUGCCCAAGCCGCUCAUGCGCUACGAUUCCCUGGAUUUCAACAACAUGAUGUGCGACCGCUUGGGCAUUCAGAGGCGGGUCCUGGACUUGGGCUUCUCAUUCCUGUGGACCGACAUGGACACAGUGUGGCUGCAAGAUGCCAGCAAGAUAAUCCCAAGGGGGUUUGAUUUCGUGGGCACGGGAGAUCGCUUCCGCUUUGGGCACGACGAGGAAGAGGAGAACAAGAUAUGUGGCUGCAUGACUUUCUGGACGCCGACGGUGCCGGCCCGGCAGGCGCUGCGAGACUGGCACCAGAAGUGCAUCGACAGCACAGUGGAUGACCAGAGGACUCUGCAGGAGAUGUGGGCGUCUGGUGAGCUCAAGAAGAAGGUGUUCUGGUACAUCAUGCCCUGGCAGCUGUUCCCCUCAGGAGCCCUUCUGGACCAGGUCAAAGUAGAUUUUAGCCGCAGUCAAGCACAGAACCCCGGGGCUGUGCUGCCUGCCGUUAUCCACGCGAAUUACCGGACAGGCGAUGACGCAAAGCGCAAGUUCUUGCAGGAGAGGUUUGCUUGGAAGAUUCCACCCGAGCAGAAAUUUCCAGAGUGCAAGCUAGUGCAGCCUGCCUAG
Coccomyxa subellipsoidea C-169 is the source of this 984-nucleotide messenger RNA. RefSeq lists its product as hypothetical. Gene Ontology annotation, cellular component: Golgi apparatus. NCBI's taxonomy places the organism in Eukaryota, Viridiplantae, Chlorophyta, Trebouxiophyceae, Coccomyxaceae. The transcript has 3 exons. Gene Ontology annotation, molecular function: glycosyltransferase activity. The record is from RefSeq and is a predicted model, not a curated record. Bases 1 to 984 code for a protein of 327 amino acids.